Messenger RNA from Chelonia mydas (Green sea turtle), 986 nucleotides. RefSeq lists its product as uncharacterized. The transcript is spliced from 4 exons. The record is from RefSeq and is a predicted model, not a curated record. Gene Ontology annotation, molecular function: protein binding. NCBI's taxonomy places the organism in Eukaryota, Metazoa, Chordata, Testudines, Cheloniidae. Bases 154 to 837 code for a protein of 227 amino acids.
UUGAUGACUACAGGGCCACCACUGCAGUGCUGUGGAGUCUUUUCAUAGUAGCUGUUCCAGUAAGAAGAUCCAAAACCAGAGAGCCACGCUUCUCUCUAACCUGUGUCUGCCUGUGGCUCUGUGUUCAAGGCGUUCUCAAAGACGGGCGAGAAGAUGAACCGGCAGUUUGUUGAGGAUCGGGCCGUGGCGAUCGACCCGCUCCCUUUCAUCUGGAAUGUGAAAGGACCUGGGCCUCACUACUGUCUUGAUAUGAAGAUGUCCCGGCUCAAACGACUGGCCUUUGCCUUUGAAUUUGGAUCAGUGAACCCCAGACAAUCGUUCCCAGUGACUGAGUUUCCUGAAAGGAUCGUUAAACUUGACAUCUCUUUAAAUGAGCUGGAAGAACUGCAGCCUGAAGCACUUUUCCCUUUUGAGAAUCUCUUUGACUUGGAUGCAUCCCUCAAUGCGUUAGGCAUCAUCAGAGGGGUUGAAGUUCUUCCCAACCUCGUCGUAUUAAACCUCAGUCAUAAUGCACUCAGUGACCUGAGAAGUUUAGAAACCUGCAUCCACCUGUCUGUGCUGAAUGUGUCUCACAAUCAAGUGAGAGCCCUGGGGGACAUGCCACGCCUGAGCCACCUAACGCGGCUUCACUUGGGUUCCAACAAGGUAUUUUCCACGCUGCACCGGUGGCAGGGCACCGUGAUGUGCUCAUGGGCAGAAGAGAUGGGUUACGUACUCAGGGUAAUCCUAGGGAUCCUCUACCUGAGCUGGAAUUUUAGUCAAGACACUGGGUUUAACACCUCUUUUUUUGAAAAGAAUGACGUGGGAGCUUCAACAACCACAAGUUGUCAGGAAUAGAUUUUAAGUCUCUAAAAGACAGCAGCAGGGCAGCCACUAUGUCCUGUGGGACUUGGUAUGAGGUAAGAUGCGUGUAAGCCACCCCGUUUACUCCCCUGCCUGUGACUGGGCUCUUCCUUCCUGCAACCUCUGUCCAACCAAGAGGAGAG